Molecule: messenger RNA, 3224 nt
Organism: Tribolium castaneum (red flour beetle)
Lineage: Eukaryota; Metazoa; Arthropoda; Insecta; Coleoptera; Tenebrionidae
Product: inter-alpha-trypsin inhibitor heavy chain H4
Exons: 15
Coding region: 354-3194 (946 amino acids)
Source: RefSeq, a predicted model, not a curated record
GGCUAUGGUAGUAGGUACCAACCGAGAGGCACUAGAACUGUCAACAGUUCGUGAAUUUCAAAGUUUUAUUUAGAAAAAUGUGAACAAAGUCCCGAAAGUGUUAAUUAAAGUAAAAAAGAUUCGUAAAAUUAAGUGCAUAAGGUGGCUGGUUAACCGCUGCGCAGGCGCUAGUUUUUUCCAAGCGUCUGGCGCAAGUUCAAAUUCGGUUAAUUUUGUGAAAAAACACGAAAAAGCCAUGAAAACUGGCAAAAGUGGACCAAAGAGGGGACGCUUCACACGCACACAGACGCAGAUAUAAGGUGAUAUAAUUACCAAUUAUAUAUAUUUUUGAUAUUUUAUCUUCUGUAAUAAUAAUGGAAUCCUCAGGUGUUGUGUCUCCUCAAAUCUAUUCAAUGCACAUUGAAACGACAAUAAAUAACCGUUUUGCCAAAACUCUAAUUACAAGUAAAGUAAAAAAUACAGACAAUAAAGCUAAGGAGGCCAUAUUUUCGGUCAUUUUGCCGGAAAAUGCUUUCAUCUCUGAAUUUGAAAUGGAAAUUGAUGGAAAAGUAUACAAGGCGUAUGUGAAAGAGAAAGCUGAGGCUAAAGCAAUAUAUAAUCAGGCCGUUUCAAGGGGAUUUAGUGCGGGUUAUGUCGAACUGGACGUUCGCGAUUCGAAAAAAUUCACCGUUUCGGUGAAUAUUGAACCGUCGAGUGAAACCAUCUUCAGACUCACGUAUGAGGAGCUUUUGCAACGCCAGAAUGGCCAAUACGAACUUAUUAUUAACGUACAUCCGGGACAAAUCGUUGAUGAUCUCUGUGUGGAAGUAAAAAUUGACGAAACGCGCCCUUUGGCCUUUGUCAAAACUCCUUCGUUACGUACAGGGAAUGAGAUAAGUGACGAUAAGCCCGAAUUGGAUCCUUGUGCCAAAACAGAAAUGAUUAACGCGAAUUCGGCCAAAGUUAGAUUCAAUCCGGACAAAGAGCAGCAGAAAAAAUAUGCAGAGCUGCUCGGGAGUAAAGAUCAGGGGCUUGCGGGCCAGUUUGUUGUGCAGUAUGACGUAGAAAGGGACCCAAAAGGGGGCGAAGUUUUGUUACGUGACGGUUAUUUCGUCCAUUUUUUCGCCCCAAGUGGACUACAAACGUUCCCAAAACAUGUAGUUUUUGUUUUGGAUCACAGCGGAAGUAUGGAAGGACGCAAAUACGAACAAUUAAUGCAAGCAAUGGAUAAAAUUUUGUCCGAUUUAAACCCCGAUGAUUUGUUUCAUAUUGUGCGAUUUUCCGAAAAUGUUUCAGUCUGGAAUUUUGAGAAAAAUAAGUUUGAUCAAGUCAGUUUCUUGCAAAAACCUGAAUAUAGAAACCUUGAUUCGUUUCUAGCGGAGUUUAAUUUAGGAGAUGCUGCUCAAGUAACUGAAGGCAAUAUUAAAAAAGCUAAAAAAAUCAAGGACCAUGAUGUGGACAUGGGGUGCACUAAUAUUAUCGGGGGAUUGGUAGUCGGUCUGUAUUUAGUGCGACGUACUUUACAAAAAUUUUACGAAAAAAAUGUUGAAACUAAACACCAACCAAUGAUUAUUUUUCUCACCGAUGGUUUACCAAAUGAGGGUAUAAGUAAUCCGGACAAAAUUACCAAAAUUGUGACUAAAAUCAAUCAAGGGACAAACAGAGCUGCAAUUUUCUCCCUGUCUUUCGGUGAAGACGCCGAUAAAAAUUUCUUGAAAAAAUUGUCGGCCCAAAAUUUGGGCUUUUCGAGGCAUAUUUACGAAGCAGCUGAUGCCGCCCUCCAAUUGCAAAAUUUCUACCGCACUGUUUCCUCCCCUCUGCUGCGAGACGUCCGAUUUAAAUACGUCGACAAAGUCUCAGAAGUGACCCGAAUUGAUUUCCCGAUUUUUUUCCUUGGUUCGGAAUUUGUGAUAGCCGGACGAUGCGGAGACACACGACCUUUGAGACACGUUGAAGCUUUUUGUACCAACGGUUGUAUCGAAUUUGAAACAGACGAGACCGAAAGUGACGUGUCUCUAGAGCGACUUUGGGCCUAUUUAACCGUCAAACAAUUGCUAGACGAGGCAGAAACGUCCGAAAAUCGCACUGAAUUGACCAAAAAGGCACUCAAUUUGGCCCUGAGAUAUUCUUUCGUGACUUCAGUCACAUCUUUGGUUGUUGUAAAACCUCAACAAAAUGAUGUACUUGAUUAUGAGAAUGAAGCUUUAGAAUUGCCAGAUUGUUGUGGAGAGAUGUUAGAAGCGUGUGCUUUGCUUGAACGACACGAGUGUCGAAUGCAAAGGCUUAAAACUUCACCUUUUCAUCGAUUAUAUCGUCACUGUAGGGCUAGCGUUUUUGUUGCGCCUAAAUUACCUAACUUGACUUCUGAAAUACGCAAAGUCUUUACCGACUUGAAAUACAAGGACAAGAUAACACAUUUAAAAAAUUGGGUGAACACCACACAACCUCAUUUGCCCCAAAUAAAUGACACGCAAGCACGUUUGUUUUUACAAUGUUGUGACUUCAAUGAAGAGGUGGCAAAAAAUUUGGUCGAUUCAUAUUUUACGAUUCGGACUUUGUGUCCUGAAUUUUUUACUGGGAGAGAUGUUUCGGACCCAUCUUUUCGUAGUAAGCUGGGUGUUGUAUUUUUUACUUUUGUGGCUGAGAAAACACAAGGUUACAUUUGUGUAAAACUGCGGGAUAUUGACUCAAAUGUUUUCGAUUUUACCGAACUUAUAAAAUGUUUUGAUGUGGUGUGCUCUCUACAACUCAGUAAAGGAGAAAUAGUUUACGACUAUUGUGUAGUUUUGGACAUGAUAGGCCUCUCGUCGAAACAUUUGGACAAAGUGGAGCCGGCAGUUUUGAAAAAAUUCUUAUUUUAUUUACAAGAAGCGUUCCCGCUUAAUAUAAAAGAGAUACACUGUUAUGUUCGGCCUCUUGACGACGACGACGACGACAUUGUAGCCAAUCUACUUGCAUUAAUAAAACCAUUCGUAAAAGAAGAAAUUAUGUCCAAGAUUCGUUUCUAUAAUAACGUUGGCGAUUUAUUAAAUUCUGUACCAAAAAAGUGUGUUUCUGCAGCAAAUGGGGGCACCUUGGACGUUGAGAAGUUGCACUUAAAAUUGCGAAGAGAGAUCUUUAAAAAGAUUGCAUUUUUCAAAGAAGAGGAAAAACAAGUAGUCGAUGAAACAAAACGAGUCGGGCCACCAAAAAUUACAAAUAACUGUUUUAUGUAACACGUUUUUUCUUAUAAAUAAUUCACAAUA